This is a messenger RNA of Xenopus laevis (African clawed frog), 962 nucleotides long. RefSeq lists its product as uncharacterized. The transcript has 2 exons. The record is from RefSeq and is a predicted model, not a curated record. NCBI's taxonomy places the organism in Eukaryota, Metazoa, Chordata, Amphibia, Anura, Pipidae. The coding region runs from base 46 to 687 and encodes 213 amino acids.
UGGUUUUAUGCGGGUUUGUUUGACAUCAGCAAUAGUCCAUUAGCUAUGAUCACUUGCAGGCUGCUCCUGUACAACAUAAUAGGUGUUAUUUUCUUGAGUAUCCUCUCCUCUCAGUGCGAGCUGUAUUUUGCGGUGGUUUACCCUUUUCAGUAUGUGAGAAGCAUGACCAAAAGUCGAACUGUGGGAAUACUGGUCUUCUGCUGGAUAUUCCCAUCCAUAAUGACAUUAAUUUAUGGCCUAUUUGAGGAGUCCACUUCCACAUUUAAAGGCAUUAGCAAUAUCGUUAGUAACCUUUGUGUUUUCAUUAUCAUGUUUGGCCUUAAUAUUAAACUGUACCUUAUUGCCAAGAGCCAGCAGCAGAGGGAACACUCUGGCACUCAGGACACAAAGAAAUCCUCGCUUAGGCUUAUUAUUGUGGUAUCUUUCACAUUUCUUCUCCUCUGGACACCUGCCACAGCAAAUGAAUGUGUCUGUAGUUUGUGCACUUGCAGAACUUUUGAAAGGGAUGCCAUCAACCCCUUUUCUAUCCUGAUAGUGGUGGCAUCUGUUGUAAACCCUAUCCUGUACCUGUGUGGCAGUCGAGCAGUGCGUGCAGCCUUGUGGAAGAACAAAGUACCCUGUACUUUCUGCAAAAGGAAUAUUAACCCUCAGAACCAAGGGGAUGAAGAAAUUCCAGGCUCAAAAUGAUUUUAUGUAAAUAUUGUUCUUGUCUUAUGCUCAAACUGAUCAUUUUUUAAAAUAUAUAUAAUAGUACAUGUGCACUGUAUUCAGCUUGUUUGUUGAUUCUAUAGACUCUAUGGGCCUCAUUUAUUUAAAAAAAGGAGGAGGGGCAAAAUUGCUCCCACCUAGGAAAACUCCAGGAAUGGAUGGCCUACCAAGUGAUUGUCACCAAUAAAAAACAUUUAACUCCACUGCUGGUAAUGUAGUUAAAUGCAAUUUUACAGGGGCGGACCUACCAAUCU